Messenger RNA from Alnus glutinosa, 2770 nucleotides. Its product is annotated as F-box protein SKIP14. Gene Ontology annotation, molecular function: protein binding. Lineage: Eukaryota; Viridiplantae; Streptophyta; Magnoliopsida; Fagales; Betulaceae. The record is from RefSeq and is a predicted model, not a curated record. Gene Ontology annotation, cellular component: cytoplasm. Bases 582 to 1901 code for a protein of 439 amino acids. The transcript has 2 exons.
CCAUUAUCCGAAGGCAAGUCCUGCAGCCUAAUUGGUCUAUGAAACUGAUUGCAAAUUCUCUCUGUUUGCAAAUCCUCUCAUGAGUCUCAUAUUAGUUCCUCCUUGUCCUUUCUCCCAAUCCGCUUCACUCUGUUUGCAAAUCUUCUUGUCAACUUACCGUUCUUCUCUCUGUUUCUCAGUUCGUCUCUGUAACAAGUUACAUUGUUAGAAACAUCAAAAGCAAAAAAAAAAAAAUAUCGUUCUCUCUCUUUGCGUUUCUCACCUGGGUUUCCCUUCUUUUUGUUUCUAUUAAGUCCAUAUAUUUCAUCCUCCAAAAAAGGCUCUGUUUUGAGCUUCAUCUACGCUUUUAAUAUCCAAUUCUGCUCUGAUUUCUGGUGCUUUUGUUUUUUUCUUAGCCACCGGAAUCGAGGGUUUUCGUUUUCUUUUUGCGUAGGUUUCCUUUAUUAAUCAGGGUCUUUGUUUGUUUCUCUUCCUGUGAUAUGAAAAGCUUUGUGGGUAUUUUGUGAUUGUGUUGUUUGAGCCCAGUCUUGGUCUCUUGGCAAAGGAUUUGUGUUUCUUUUCUUGGUGCCCAAGAAACAAGAAUGCCUCUCAAUGUCUCUGAUUGGGAUUUUCAGGGUUUGGAUUCUGAACUGCAGAGUUCUGAUUGCAAGGGAAUGAGCAAGGCUGAAUUGGGAGGCGGUGUUGAUUCGGUGGCUGAUGAUGAUGUUAUCGAUAAGUUGCCUAUUGAUCCAUUUGGAAUGGAUAUAAACUCUACGAUUACGAUCACGGGUUGGUUCCAGAACUUGGGAGUGGAAUCCGAUUGGGAUUUUGAUGGUUUUGGGGUUGAUGAAGAUGAAAAAGAGUUCGAUGAUCAUCAUGGGCUAUUCGCAGGGCUGAAUUGGGUUUGGAAUGGUUCUAUGAGGGUUGAACCGGAAUCGAGUAACGUAAAAAUUGGUGGGAUAUCAAACCCAUGUGACGGGUUUGAUAGCUUGGGCAGUUUUGGCAAUUGGGUUGUUGGCAAAGGAGCUCAGGAGUCGAUGGAUUGUGGGAAAACUUGUUCUGAUGGUGGUGAAGGAGGUGCACCUCACGAUGCCAUGUUUUUUGCUUUGGCCUAUCUGGGUGUGCAGGACCUGCUUAAUGUAGAAAGGGUUUGCAAAUAUUUGCGCGAUGGGGUCAGAAAUGAUCCUCUUCUGUGGAGGAGUAUUCACAUUGAUCAACCGUUGAGCGAGAAGAUCACUGAUGAUGCUCUUCUGAAGUUAGCUAGCAGGGCACAAGGGAAUCUUCAGUGCUUGAAUCUAGUGGGGUGCACAAGAAUCACAGAUGGUGGUUUGAAGCAUGUGCUUGAAACCAAUCCAAAAAUGACAAAGCUAAGUGUGCCAAGAUGUCUCAGACUUAGUAUCGAAGGCAUAUUGAAUAAUUUAAGGGCCUUAAAGUCUGUUGGCGCACCUGGAAUAAAGCACUUAAGAAUUGGUGGCAUCUGUCAUGUAAAGGACAAGCAGUUCGAAGAAUUGCAGGUCUUGCUGAAUGCAGACAACCAUAUGCAGCUGAAUGCCCACAGACCGCAGAUUUAUCGUGGGGGAAAUUCGUGUAUCUCUUGUGAUGAUGAUCGUGCCAUCGACAUUGAGGUGUGCCCUAGGUGCCAGCAGUUGAGACUAGUUUAUGAUUGUCCAGCAGAGAGUUGCCAAGCAAAAAAUCAGGCUGCUCAGUCAUGCAGGGCUUGCAUAAUCUGCAUAGCACGCUGUAUCAAUUGUGGGCGCUGCAUUAAUGACCAUGAUUAUGAGGAAACAUUUUGUCUAGACGUACUUUGUUUGGAUUGUUGGAAGCAGCUGUUUCAUUGCCAAGAUAAGCCAGGUGAAAAAGGUGCUUCUAAAUGCACAGUCUUUCAUCAAGAGACUAGGUACCAGUUUUGCUUUUAUGGCUGAUGGAGAAGAUAUUGUAUAUUGCCUCUGGCUGUAGAUUUUGGAGUGGAAUUUGCAUUGUUUGGCUGUCAAGAUGACAAAUAAAAUCGCCACUUGCAUAGAUGCUAAAUGUGGAAUCUCCUGUUACCAUGAAGAACAUGCAGCUUCUGAAGGCAGAGGAAAUGUACCACUCUAGAGCCCUAACUGCAUAAAUGGCGGUCGUUGACUUUAUCUAGAUAGGAGGCUAGCUUAGGAUGUUUGAGGGGAAGAAUUUAGAAAAGAAGAAAGAAAUUAAAAAUAUGGAAAAAGAAUGAAAGAGGGGAAACUUGACAAGAAGAAUAGGGAAUGCUGGUCAAAUAAAAAGAGGUUUGAUUUAUAAUUGCUGUUUCAAAUAAUGGUGAUCUGAUGCUUCAGUCGCUUCUAUCCAAAAUUUGUAUCUUUUGGGGACAUUGAAGAAGUUAAUUUGUAAGUGAAACUGUGGAAGUGAGGUAGCAUCUGUUGCUAUUAAUGGUUGCUGAAGUGACAGUUCUUGUCAUAAAUGUCGGGAUUUGUUUAGUUGAUGCAGAUGAGAAGUCAUACUGGUAGCUGAAAGUGCUGGAAGUAUUAGGGAAUAUGUGUUCUGUCUCAACUUUGUGAUACAUAGAGUUAUGUAGGCAGUUGUUUCACCCCGACUGCACUUUUAUUUUACAUAGAAUCUGUUUGUAGCAAAGCUGUACCGUUCUUGGCAACCUUAUAGUCUUGUACUUGAUCAGUAAAUAAGAGAUGAUUAUGUAUCCAUUUUUGUAAUGUUGCUAUUGUUCUUUCAUUUUUUCCUAUGGAAUAGCAUCUCAUUCUUCAUAAUGUAACCUUCAUUUCACCUCUAGUUUGAUAAUGACCGAUGAUAGUUUAAUCUA